AUGAAAGAUCGUUGUUUGAAGAUGGGCAUGCACGAGACUGAUGUUCUCCUGACGUACGGCAAAAAUUUCCCCUCGGGUUCACUGAUCGCAGAACGAAUCCUAGCCGGCAAUCGAGGUACUCUAACUGACAAUGAAGAUCACCAACUUUCAACCGUCUUUGCAAUCUCCACUGAGUCGACCCCCUCUCAGGGUACGGUGUACUUGGUGCUCUGCAGUGCCAACGCUGUCACGCCUCUGACCCUUCUCAUCAGCUCCGACCACCUCUCUCCUUGUGCCACCCUCGACUACGGUCAGCAUCGGUCCUACCGCGUCCGGUUGUUCAUCGUUGGCGCUAUUGUUGCGCACGGUCUCUUCAUUCUGGACGCGUUCAGUCGGGUCGAUCUGACUGAGGUGGCACGACUUCCGGAAAGGCGGCUUGACCACACCCGCGGCCAUCAGUGGCCCGGCUUCGCGGGGGCUUCUCGAGAUAGAAAAGCCAGUUUAAUAACAAUGGCAGGUACAGUCAUGGACGUUGAUUCAUCAUCCUCCCAAGUGUGGCCCCUGUGCACUGGCUGCCUUUCCGAUGCUCUGAAACAGAAGGCAUCCACGUCGAAUCCAUCUACCACCCAUCUGGAGUGUUCUCGGUGCGAAGCAAGAAUCGACAGACCUUUUCAUGCGGUUGAAAUUUUCGUGGAAGUUACUGACAAAGUUCAGCAACGGCGUUUCAAAGUUUGCAUACUGCCCUCAUGCUUCGCGGAAAUGAUGAAACUCUCGGAGGCCCAGAUUCAUCAGUCCUCCUUCUUGGACCCAGGGCUUUUGAUUGGUCAAGCAGUGAACAUUCCCCUGGGGCUGUCGAUCAAGCUACCGGAGUUGGAGGCGUCACAAGUUCCCCUGUCAGAUUGUCAGAAUGUUGUUAUUCAGUUACAUCCAAAUGUGCUAACUUGA
Echinococcus granulosus is the source of this 924-nucleotide messenger RNA. RefSeq lists its product as hypothetical. NCBI's taxonomy places the organism in Eukaryota, Metazoa, Platyhelminthes, Cestoda, Cyclophyllidea, Taeniidae. The record is from RefSeq and is a predicted model, not a curated record. Bases 1 to 924 code for a protein of 307 amino acids. The transcript has 6 exons.